This is a messenger RNA of Malassezia japonica, 2370 nucleotides long. RefSeq lists its product as uncharacterized. Gene Ontology annotation, biological process: lipid metabolic process. The record is from RefSeq and is a predicted model, not a curated record. The coding region runs from base 1 to 2370 and encodes 789 amino acids. Gene Ontology annotation, molecular function: triacylglycerol lipase activity. NCBI's taxonomy places the organism in Eukaryota, Fungi, Basidiomycota, Malasseziomycetes, Malasseziales, Malasseziaceae. The transcript has 6 exons.
AUGGUCCCGGACAAGGGUGCGCUGCUGCGCGAGGAUUUUGUGAACCCCGACGACGUUAAAGCAUUUGCGCAUGCUCUGCUGAGUGAGGGGGAUGUUGGGCACGUUCUGCCGACCGGUGACCCCUCUUCAGCGCCUCCAAUGCGCAUUUCAGCCGCAUCCGACUUUGCGCCGAUCCACGAGAAAGUCAAGAAGCGUCCAGUGGACGAGGAUGUGAAGCUUCGCUCGGUCGACCGUGGUGUCCCUGAGGGUUUCAUGUACUCGGCGCUGCGCUGGCCUCUGCUGUGGCUCGUGGGCACCUUCAUCGUGAUCGACUUUUUAUUGUACGUCUUUAUCCGCCAGGUGGUGAAUAUGAUCGAGACGCUCGUGGCGUGGCACGGCAAGAGCCGCGAACUUCGCCGCCGGAUGCGCUCGGCGACCUCAUACCCGGAGUGGAAGCGCGCGGCACUCGACCUUGACCGCCUGCGCGACUACGAGUCGUGGAAGGGACAGGAUGCCAGUGCGUUUUACGACUGGCGCAUUAUCCAGCGAGUGAUUGCGGCGCUGAAGGUGACGCGCGAGCAGGAGGACACGAAUGCGCUGAUGGGUGUGCUGAAUCUCUGCCUCAAGAACAACUUUGCCGGCGUCGAGAACUUUUCGCUGUACUCGCAGUCGUUCUACGGCACGAAGCACCUCAUCGAGCAGUACUACCACGAGCUCGAGCGCGCGCUGCACUACCUCGAGGACUCGGCGCUGGACCCCAAGGUGAAGCGCACCUUUUACCGUGUCGCCUCCAAGAACUUUGGCAAGACGGCAUUGUGCCUGAGCGGUGGCGCGAGCUUUGCCUACUACCACUUUGGCGUGGUCAAGGCACUGCUCGACGCCAAUCUCCUGCCGAACAUUGUGAGCGGUACGUCGGCCGGCGGUUUGGUCGCCGCGCUCGUGUGUACGCGCACCAACGAGGAGCUCAAGGCGCUACUUGUGCCUGAGCUUGCAUCGCGCAUCACUGGCUGUGACGAGCCGCUGUACGUGUGGAUCAUGCGCAUGUACCGCACCGGCGCGCGCUUCGACGCGGUGCGCUGGGCGACCAAGGCCAUGUUCUUUACGCGUGGCUCGCUCACGUUCCGCGAGGCGUUUGAGCGUACCGGCAAGACGCUCAACAUUAGUGUCGUGCCGUUUGACCAGCACUCACCCGCGCAACUGCUGAACCACAUUACCGCGCCCGACUGUCUUAUCUGGAGCGCGCUGAUUGCAUCGGCGGCGGUGCCGGGCAUUCUGAACCCCGUCUUUUUGAUGCAAAAGCUCCCGGACGGCUCGCUGCACCCCUGGAGCUGGGGCUACAAAUUCCGCGACGGCAGUCUCCGUGUGGAUAUUCCGCUGCAGCAGCUGCACUCGCUGUUUAAUGUGACCUAUCCGAUUGUUUCGCAAGUGAACCCCCAUGUGCAUCUCUUCCACUAUGGCUCGAAAGGCGCGCCUGGGCGCCCGACGGCCUUCCGCAAAGGCAAGGGCUGGCGCGGCGGUUUUGUGCUGUCCGCUGCAGAGCACAUUCUCAAGCUCAACCUGACGACCAACUUUAAAAUCCUCCGUGAUCUCAACUUGCUGCCCAAGAUGCUCGGUCAGGACUGGUCGUCGGUCUUUUUGCAGCCCUUCCACGGUGCAGCGACGAUCUGGCCCAAGAGCCAGUUCUGGGACUGGCCGCGUCUGCUGACGGACCCCGACGCAAAGGAGCUGAGCCGCAUGCUCUUUGUCGGCCAGAAUGUCACCUUCCCCAAGAUGCACAUGAUCAGCAACCGCAUCCACAUCGAGCGUGCCAUUGCGCGUGGCCGCGAACUUGUGCGCAAAGAGACCGAGGAGCUCGGCGGCCCGUCGCGCACGCUGACCUAUGCCUCGGACGACACGCAGCAGUACUCCCCUGCCGAGAUCGAGCCCAGCGAGGCGAGCGAGACGGAGCCGACGGUCCCUUCGAUCCCGAUCCCGUCGGCAAACGGCCCGCCUCGCCCCAAGCGCAAGUUGCGCAGCAGCUCGCAGGAACUCCGCAAAGGCCUCGCACGCAGCCAGAGCAGUGUGCUCGAGACCUACUCCCCCGAGUGGUUCCGCUUCCUGCACGGCGUCGACUCGCCCGCAACCGGCGGCACGCCCGACGACUCGGGCGCCGAAGACGGCCCUGUCUCGAGCCACAGCACGCCCAAACGCGGCAUUGUGCAGCGCUACCCCGUCGACGGGUCGAGCAACGGCUGGCGCCGCCGCGGCUCGAUGGUUGCCGACGGCACGCUCUCGACCAUGCCCGCCGACGAUGCGUGGGCCGAUCAGUCUAUUUCCUUGACCGACGGCGACGAGACGCUCGCCGAUACCACCGACGAUCGCUCCGCGCACGAGCCUCGUCUUGCUGCAUAG